AUGUUUAUCAGCACACUUUCGACUAUGCUAUUAUUGCUCUUGAGCAAUUAAUCAGAAGGUUAAAAAGUUAGUAGUAUAUUUUAGCUAUGAUGGAUGCAACAAUGGAUUCAACAACCGACGCAGUUAUUAUUCUUGCUGUCUCUACAAUUUUGGGGAAAGAAAACUCCACUCCUAUAGGUUCCAUGGUGGGAGGCACAACAUUAUACAUGAAAGUAAUAAUAUCAUAUAACAAUAUUAGGUAUAAGGAUUAGAUUAAACAGCUAGUAAUAAUGCUGUAUAUAUUGGAAAGUAUCCUUGUGUUAUUUCUGAUAAGGGAGUCAACGGAUUGUUCAUGAACUGCAAAACAACAAAACCAGAUCCAGAUGACAAUAACUUAUCUAACUUAGAAAUUGUUGUUAAGGUAUCAGGUAAACCAGACUCUGUUUGUACAUUUAGUAGUGCAUAAUGCCAUUUCACAUACUCUUAACAUUAUACACCAAAAUUAUUUUAUGUGAGUCCAAGAUCAAAUUAUCCAAGAACACUAAGUUAUUGGAGAGCUAAGUGGGCAGUCUCUAGCUCAGUUGUUUAAUAAUUAGAAGGACAAUUUAUGGGAGCUAAUAGAUGUGACAGAUUUACAGUUUAAGAUUUGUAUCCAGAUGAAAUUAAUUUCUGGGAUGAUCAAGUUGUAUGCUANAAAUAUAAUUAAUCAUGA
Paramecium primaurelia is the source of this 691-nucleotide messenger RNA. Lineage: Eukaryota; Ciliophora; Oligohymenophorea; Peniculida; Parameciidae. The record is from the annotation of a GenBank genome assembly.